AUGCCAUCUACAUCCAAUCAAUGUGUUGGUGUUAUUUCAAGCAAUGAUGCAUAUUUUUCGGAAGUAUGCAAAGCAAGUGCAGUAGUUCCAGUUGGAUUGACCUUCAUGGCUUUUGCUGUGCAAGAUUUUGAUGAUGUUAAGGGGUUAUUAAAGGUUACAGAAGAUAUAUUAGUUGCUAUUUAAAUAUGUAUAUACUGUCACUGAAAUUACAUACUGUAUUAAUAAUAUGCUACAUCAUGGAGAUGAAAUCACAUUCAGAAUACACAUGCUACUGUACCAAUUAAGUCUCUUUAAAAGAUUAUUUAUGUUUUUGUUACUCUCUAGGAAGACAGUUUUGUCCUAGUGGAGCGUUCUCUACACAACUUUGGCAAUUCACUCUGCUGGGUGUACAGAUGUUCCUGUGACAUAAAUCGCUGCAAUUAUCUGCUGUCUCUAAAUGUUUAUUUACAAGGAACAGUAGAAGGUAGUAUAUUAAUUCAAACAUAUUAUAAAUAAAUGUCACUUUAUAAAUGUUUAAGUUAAACAUCUUAUUUAUUGAAAUAUAUUUUUUAUGUAUCACUUAACCUAAAAUUAUUUAAAAUUAAAACACUUUUUUAAUUAUAACUGUACUUUUGAUGUCUCAGAGUAACAUGUCAACAACAACAAAAGUAAAUAUUAACCCUUUAUUUUUGCCAAUGCGCUCCCUUGUGUUAAUUAAAUAUUAUUUUACUUUUUCUAAUGUCAGACAAUUUUACUUGUCAAGGUGCCCUUUUACCCCCUUAAACAAAAUAAAUACACUUUCAAAGUUGAAUUGAUUUGCCAAUAAGCUUAUAAUUAUUAAUGUGUGUUUGAAGUAUAUUCAACUAAAUAUUAUUUCCAGUCUGCUGACCUAAAUACUCAAAAGUAUUUUCAUUUUGUUUUAUUUUAGAGUUGAAUGGCAGGUCCAAGCCAUGUAACCACUGCAUUGUAGUGGAGAAGUUUAUUGCUUCAGUAGAGUCAGUAGAUGGCACAUUACCAGAGAGUGUUGUAG
Messenger RNA from Paramuricea clavata, 1009 nucleotides. The record is from the annotation of a GenBank genome assembly. NCBI's taxonomy places the organism in Eukaryota, Metazoa, Cnidaria, Anthozoa, Malacalcyonacea, Plexauridae.